UCUCCCUCCUCUGUUCUGAAUCUGCUGUUCUCUCUCUCUCUCUCUGUGUCUCUGUUCUGCACGGAAAUAAAAAUAAUUUGCACACCCUUUCUACGACAAUCGAAUUUGCGUCAGCCUCAAUUCUCAUGGAGUUUGGGAUUGAUGGCUCCAUUAAUAGUGAAACAGUGAGAAAUGCUAUGAUGGGUGAGGUUAGUAGCAGCAUAGCUGAUGAAAACAAACCGGGCUGCAGUUCUUUGGAUCCAACUUAUAAACAAGAUCAAGAUGAUAAUAUAACACAAGAUUUUUCUGUAGGGGACACAAUCCCAUUAGCAAUACCUGCAGUAUCGGUUGUGUCAGCUGAUGAGCCAUAUGUGGGUCAGGAGUUUGAAUCAGAAGCCGCAGCACAUGCAUUUUAUAAUGCAUAUGCUACACGUGUUGGAUUCAUCAUACGUGUAAGCAAGCUCUCACGAUCAAGGCGUGAUGGAUCUGCUAUUGGACGGGCUCUUGUUUGCAACAGAGAGGGUUAUAGAAUGCCUGACAAGCGUGAAAAGAUUGUAAGGCAAAGGGCAGAGACAAGGGUUGGUUGCAGGGCAAUGAUUUUGGUGAGGAAAAUAAGUUCUGGUAAAUGGGUUGUUACAAAGUUUGUAAAGGAGCACACUCAUCCUCUGACACCAGGAAAAGGUCGAAGGGAUUGCAUUUAUGAGCAAUAUCCGAACGAACAUGAUAAAAUUCGAGAACUAUCUCAGCAGCUGGCUAUAGAGAAAAAGCGAUCCGCAACCUAUAAAAGGCAUCUUGAAUUGAUAUUUGAGCACAUCGAGGAGCAUAAUGAUAGUCUUUCAAAGAAAAUACAGCACAUAGUUGACAGUGUGAAGGAGAUGGAAACCAAAGAAAAACAGAGUCAUAGAUAGUUUCAACUCUCAGUUAUUUAGUCUUUUUAUUCUUUUUAACUGGAUGAAACACAGAAUCAAUUAUCAGGUUCAAAAGAGCUGCUAGGCAAAUCGUGAAAUAAUAUAAUAUAAUUGCUGACCUAGGUAUCUGUUUCGUUCCAGAUUUAGGUGUCAGGUGAGUUAUGUAGUUCAGUUUGCUAUGUUCAAUGUAAUUCAAUAAUUCAUUGGAUUAAUUAUAUGCUCUGAUACUUUAGUUGGUAGUAGAAACUAGUUCAGACAAUGUACAGGUCCUUUGAGUCCAUUCUUGUAAAGUUAUGCUAACAAUGUGACCACUCAUAACAGGCAUUUAAAUGCCUUGGCAGAAUUAAAUUAUUCCAUUGUAGAUUUUGUAAAUUUUGAUCCAU
Gastrolobium bilobum is the source of this 1270-nucleotide messenger RNA. Its product is annotated as protein FAR1-RELATED SEQUENCE 2-like. The transcript has 3 exons. The record is from RefSeq and is a predicted model, not a curated record. NCBI's taxonomy places the organism in Eukaryota, Viridiplantae, Streptophyta, Magnoliopsida, Fabales, Fabaceae. Bases 126 to 887 code for a protein of 253 amino acids.